ACCACUGUUCCUGAAACCUGGUCAGAGAGGAAGUUUUAUCUGUGCAGCCCUUCUCUGAGGAUGGACAGUACUCACGCUACAAAGUCCUGUUUGCUGAUUCUUCUUGUGGCCCUACUGUGUGCAGGAAGAGCUCAGGGACUGCAGUGCUACGAGUGCUAUGGAGUGCCAAUUGAGACUUCCUGCCCAGCAGUUACCUGCCGCGCCUCUGAUGGAUUCUGCAUUGCUCAAAACAUAGAAUUGAUUGAGGGUCUAGGGUCUCACUGGCUCACUGACAGACCAGGAGAGCUGGAAGCAUCUGACUCUCAAAGAAGGAAACUAAAGACCCGUCAGUGCCUUUCUUUCUGCCCUGCUGGUGUGCCAAUCAAGGAUCCUAACAUCAGGGAGAGGACUUCCUGUUGCAGCGAAGACCUCUGCAAUGCAGCAGUUCCCACUGCAGGCAGCACCUGGACCAUGGCAGGGGUGCUUCUGUUCAGCCUGAGCUCAGUCAUCCUGCAGACCUUGCUCUGAUGGUCCUUCCAAUGACCCCCACCCUUUUCCUUUUAUCCUCAUGUGCAACCACUCUUUCCUGGAGUCCUCUAGUGACAAAUUAUAUGUUAUAGAAUGUCCAAUGUGGGGAUAGUGUGUGGAACACCCUGUUUCACCUUUAUAGCCCCUGCUGGGUAAGUGCCCGACUCCUCUCUAGGGCUUUCAAAUCUGUACUUCUUGCAAUGCCAUUUAGUUGUGGAUCUCUAUUCUUGGCCCUGGAGGCAUGUGCCCAGCACAUGCAACAGGCAGUAUUCCAAGGUAUUAUACUAUCACCAUCCACACAUAAGUAUCUGGGGUCCUGCAGGGUUCCCAUGUGUGCCUGUCAAUGACCCCUGCUGAGUCCAAUAAAAGCUUUGUUCUCCCA
Messenger RNA from Mus musculus (house mouse), 889 nucleotides. RefSeq names its product lymphocyte antigen 6 family memberC2 (gene Ly6c2). Gene Ontology annotation, cellular component: plasma membrane; synapse. The record is from RefSeq and is marked validated. The coding region runs from base 61 to 507 and encodes 148 amino acids. The transcript has 5 exons. Lineage: Eukaryota; Metazoa; Chordata; Mammalia; Rodentia; Muridae.